Ceraceosorus guamensis is the source of this 3132-nucleotide messenger RNA. RefSeq lists its product as hypothetical. The transcript has 4 exons. NCBI's taxonomy places the organism in Eukaryota, Fungi, Basidiomycota, Exobasidiomycetes, Ceraceosorales, Ceraceosoraceae. Gene Ontology annotation, molecular function: DNA-binding transcription factor activity, RNA polymerase II-specific; zinc ion binding. Bases 175 to 3087 code for a protein of 970 amino acids. Gene Ontology annotation, biological process: regulation of DNA-templated transcription. The record is from RefSeq and is a predicted model, not a curated record.
CGCUACCUCCAUCCCACAUUCACGACUCAGAUCGGGAUCUCGCUCAAGGUGCUUGACAGUCCCGACCCCUUCGCCGACUUGCUCAAGUGGUAGCGCCCGCCACAGAGAACACUGCAAUUGUCGAGCUCUUCAGGCUCAGAAGCGGGCGCUCCGUAGGGAAAGUAUCUGGCUACCAUGGCCAAGCGCUCUUCCGCGGUGUCCGCGGACACUUCCAAGGUACCCAAUUCCUCUUCGACCAACAAUGAUCUCCACGAAGAUGAAAGCCUAGCUACCGAGACCAAUCUCAAAGCCAGCGGCUCGUCCAUAUCGUUCCUCGAACCUCCUGGCGGGCCUUCCAAUGGUGCGCAAGAAGCUGACGACACUUCCGGCUCGCCCGCCAAGAAGAGGAGAAAGAAAGCCGUCUCUUGCGUUGCCUGCAGACGAAGAAAGCUCAAAUGCGAUCGUGGCAUGCCAUGUGGUGCUUGCCGGGACCGUGGUGAGGCAGCCACCUGCGAGUGGGAGUCUGGUACGCAACCGCACGUCAUGAUGGGGACACGCGAUACGGCGACGACGGCGCCCUUGGAAGCGCGCAUGGAUCGAAUGGAGACGCUCAUGGCUGCCAUAGGAUCGCGUCUGGGUGUCAAUACAGAGAACGCUUUUCCAGAAGGCAGCACGGUCAAUCAAGACGCUAUCGAAACGCUGAGAAGAUUUGGAGGAAACGCUUCGCCCGUUGCUUCUCGAUCAAAUUCUCGCGAGUCGAUGGACCCGGCGCUUGCGCUACUCUGGAAGCCAGCGUCCAUCAUUAGCUGGCCACCCAUUUCUCCUCGACCUCCAAAGACCGACACGCUCGCCGCAGCUUUGACGGCUCUCCCAGACAAGUCCACCGUGGAGGAAAUGGGAAACAUGUAUUUCGACACGGCUUCAUGGUCGCACUGGGUGCUUCCAACCGAAGUCUUUUGGCAAGAAGCAUUACCUACCGUGGAGAACCUCCGGGACGCACGUGACAGAGGCGAUGCUGCGUGGGCGGAGGUUGCGAACAGCGAGCAAAUGAAUCAUUACCUGCGAAACUUGGCUCUCGUCCUAGGUGUAUGCGGUCAUGCAAUGCUGUACAGCCCUCCUUCUUUCUUCGCUCAAGUUGCACAGCGCACAGCGCACACGGCAGCACCUCGUCACUGCAUCCUUGUAGAGGUUGCACAAGCCGUUCUAGACGCUUCCGAGCAGCUCGAAAAGGUGCAUAUUGUGGGGCUACAAGCGGGUUUGGUUCUUCUCACUGCGGAAACCCUGCUGAAGGGCAUGAGUGGUAGGCUCACGGUGCUCCACUUCGCACCGCUCAUCCAUCAAGCGUUUGCCCUUGGACUGGAUCAAGAACCGUCUAUUCAGACGCCAGUGGCGGAGGCGCAAAGCCGUUUGAGGCUGUUCUUGCUCAUUUGCUUUUGGGAGUGGGGCAACUUGCACACCAAGGUGCGGAACCUCACUGAACAACCACGCAAGCACCCAUAUCUUUUUGGACCACCUGGCUCCUCGCCCUGGCACGACUAUGUACGAAGAAACGGCGAAUUGCUUCUUCCUCACGAAAUCCGCUGGCUCGCAUUUGCGCGGAUCGUCAAUAGGAAACGACAACUGGAUGACAUGUCAGAGGCGGACGCUCUGGCUCUCACGAUCGAGCUUGGGAUGGACCUGAAUAAGUUGCAUUCGGAAGUUGAGAGAGAAAUGACUUCGGAGUCCUUUAGCAAGGAUGCGAUCAUCUCGUUCAGCCCUGCGAUCCAGCGUCUUCGAAAUUUUGAGAACCAUCUUGACAGGCAUGUCGUCGCCCUCUUCAAGCCUUACUACACGAAUAUGUGGCUACUAGCCGGUCACAGGACGGCGAGGGAUACCUGCUUCGAGGCUGCGAAGAGAAUUAUUGAUGGAUUCACAUCGACUCUGGGUCAGGCGAUGCCUGGUAUCGUUGACAGCGCUAUGCAAGAGAGCAUCGAAAAGAUGCAGGCACUUUUCGAGUACAAGCGCGAAGUGGCGACCCGUUUGGUCUGGACGAUUGAAGCAACUCUGGAGGCUAUCAAUCUCCUAGAGCUGCACGCACAGCAAGUCGAUCUGCACGCUGCCAAAGUCGGCGCGGAUGGCACCGUGCAGAGACAGCAAGCUAUGAGGAAGUGUGCUGUGACGAAGCGACUGCUUGUUGCCCUCUCAUUGAGGUCAUUGCCCGCGCGCUCCGUGGUUAGCAAGCUCCAGCAUUCUGCGCUCGCGCGAGCUGAGCCGGGCUUGGCGGCUACUCGCACGAGUCUCGCCACGGCUACACCAGCCGCAGGCAGCUCUAGACGAGCGAAGCGAGCCCGUGCUGGCUCGAUACUUGGCGCGGAUAGCUCUCAAGAACCGCAAAGGAGAGCUUUAGACACCUCCAGCCCUGCACAGGGCGCUGCGCCCCUCGAGCUGCUGGCAGGCGUCUCAUCUCGGGCUGCAAGGAACGGCCAUGACGGGGAAAACGGGCUUUCGAUGCAAAGUGGAUCUGACCCGUACAACCGGCAAGAAUCGGAUGCGGUGACAAGUUCCUCUCGAGCAGAGGUUAGGGGCGCAACAGCAAACGUCUUUGAGCAAACGCAGCGUCAGCUCCAAGCUCAAGGUGGAACUCCUCUGAUACGACCUGACGGCGAGGUCAGCGCUUUGGACAAUUUGGACAUUGAUGCUCUCUUCCGGUUGGUGUUUGGCGACAUGAGCUCUACACCUGCCGGCGCACGCGUACCGGUAGACCUUUUCGAGGCUGGUCCCCCCGAAAGCGUGAUGCACACCUUGAUGCAACCCCAGCAGCCUUCAGACCAACAUUCCCACGCACCCCAAUCGCUCCAGUCUCACGCAGGUCUACCCGUUCAUCCUGCAGAGCAAUCGCACACAGCUCACGGAUCGCAGACGACGUACGGCUUUCCAGGCUCAGCGCUCAGCGCAGACUCUUCGCACGCAUCUUAUCAGUCUUUUCCCUCCUACUCUGCAAGUAGCUUAGCCAGGCAAUAUCCCUCUGCCAGCGUCGCUCCUACACAAGCUCAUUCGCGUCAACCGACCAGAAGCUCAGAACUGUCUCCUCCUGCUCCUUGGACCUUCGUCGCCGAGCCAAGGCGGUGACCAGUUUGAGGGCCCAAAAUGACCCAGAAUUCGCUGCUCACGCGC